CCUGCGCCGGGCGGCGGCGCGCGCGGGCGGGGGCGGGAGCGGCACCGGGAGCGGCACCGGGAGCGCAGCGCGGCUCGGGCCCGGCGGAGCGGAGCGGAGCGGCGGGAGGAUGGAGAUGGAGAAGCGCCUGACGCUGGAGCUGCGCAACAAGAAGCCGAGCGAGGUGAAGGAGCUGGUCCUGGAUAACUGCCGCUCAGAGGAUGGCAAGGUGGUUGGUCUCUCGUCAGACUUUGAGAACCUGGAGUUCCUCAGCAUGAUCAACAUCAACCUGCUGUCCGUGUCCAACCUCCCCAAGCUCAACAAACUGCGGAAGCUGGAGCUGAGUGAUAAUAGGAUUUCUGGUGGCCUUGAAGUUCUAGCAGAGAAAACUCCCAACCUCACACACUUGAACCUAAGCGGCAACAAGAUCAAAGACAUCAACACCCUGGAGCCCUUGAAAAAGUUGCCAAACCUCCACAGCCUGGACCUGUUCAACUGCGAGGUGACGAUGCUCAUCAACUACCGGGAGAGCGUGUUCGCCCUCCUGCCCCAGCUCACCUACCUGGACGGCUUCGAUGCCGACGAGCAGGAGGCCCCUGACUCCGACCCCGAGGCAGAUGGGGAUGCACUGGAGGAUGAGUAUGAGAAUGGGGAAGAAGGCGAGGAAGAGGAGGAUGAUGAGGAGGAGGACGAUUUGGAUGAAGAAGUCAUUGAUGACGAGGAAGAUGAAGACGAUGACCUGGAAGGUGAAGAGGAGGAGGAUGGAGUAGAUGAUGAGGAGGAGGAUGAGGAGGAAGAUGGUGAGGAGGAUGAAGAAGAUGAAGCUGAGGAGGACCAUCCGUGUGGCGAGAAGAGAAAACGAAGUCUAGAGGAUGAAGGAGAGGAAGAUGCAGAGGACGAAGAGGAUGAUGAGGAUGACUGAUCCCAGCGAGCCAAUCAGUUUUACAGACUCUGACUGUGCUUGUCUUAACCUCCCCGUUGUGUCUGUGUGAGACUGUAAAUCCCUGUCUCCCACUCCUCCUCCUCCCCCUUUGUAUGGCUGCAGCGUCCACAAUAUAUUUUUUUAAGAUUUAGAA
Messenger RNA from Prinia subflava (tawny-flanked prinia), 1055 nucleotides. RefSeq names its product acidic leucine-rich nuclear phosphoprotein 32 family member B. The transcript is spliced from 7 exons. NCBI's taxonomy places the organism in Eukaryota, Metazoa, Chordata, Aves, Passeriformes, Cisticolidae. Bases 110 to 901 code for a protein of 263 amino acids. Gene Ontology annotation, molecular function: histone binding. The record is from RefSeq and is a predicted model, not a curated record. Gene Ontology annotation, biological process: regulation of apoptotic process. Gene Ontology annotation, cellular component: nucleus.